UCAGGAUCAUAAACUCAAACGCUGCUCUUCACAUUUGUUUUGGAUCCAGAUUUUAAAUGAUGAUGAGUUUUGUUAUUACAUCACGAUGAUGAUCAUUGAUCAUUCUUACAUCGUUCCAAUCGAGUGAAUGUUUUUUUUAUUUAUUGCAAUAAUCGACGCUUCCAAAAAAAAAAAUCUCCAUGAUAUUCAUCUAAAAAAAAACAGUCAACAAUUAUUUUCUUCUAAUCCUUACAUAACUAUUUCUAGUCAAAACGAAAAUAAAAAGUGUUCAACAUGGAUUCGAAAAUUAAAACGACAACAACAGCAACGGAUAUUCCACAGAUAUUCACAUUAAAAUCGGUCUUUGAAUAUAUGGAAAAUCGGGACCCUAAAAUAUUGACAUUCAAUGUUGAUGAACGUUUUGUUAUGAUCAAAGAUCCGGAUAAAUCAUCCGAUUGGUAUUAUGUUAUCAAUGAAAAAGGACAAAUCGGUUAUGUUCCUAAUUCGUACGUCAUCUACGAAGAGAAUAUGAACAUUAAAGAAUUGCUUCAGCUUAUCGAUUCAAUUGCUUCCAAGCUAGAUCAGAAGAAUAAUGAACAAAACAAGAUUCUAACCGAUCGGCAAUUGAAACACGCUCAAAUCAAAUUAGCACAAAUGCGAUGUGAAAUAACCGAAACAUUGAUCAAAAUGGAACAGAGUACAAAACCAGUUGGUGUAUUGUCCGGUGUAAACGAAUUAUCCGUCAUUCAAGAGGAAAACAAAGAAGAUGAUGAAAGUAAUGGAGUGGACACAUCAAAUGAUGAAUGUUUGAAAAGAUGUCGGCAUUGUUGCUGGCAACAACAACAAGGUAUAAAUGCCUCCGCUGGUGACGAAAUCAAUGAACAAUUAAUAUCGAAUCUAAUCGAAAACGUAAAAUUAGAUUCGAAUCUAAACGAAUCGAAAGCAAUUGUUGUAGCUAAUUCUGUGAUAAAAACAUUAUCGGAAAAUAUACAGCCAUGGAACAAAGAUUGUCAACGAAUCAUUGACAUAAUGGAAAAAUAUGUUGAGGAAAAAGUGAAUAGCGAGAAUGUUUAUUCAUCCAAAUUGAAAUGCAUAUUCAAACGUCUUUGGUUCUGUAAGAAUGAUACACAACAACGUAAUUGGCCGGUCUAUCAGGAUGAAGAUAUCAUCCAGAGCUAUCUCGAUGAAUUGAUGAAUUUGUUGACCACUACUGAACAAUCAUUUCUUGAAAAGGAGAUUUGUUCACAGAAUCAUGAAAAUCUAUCCAAUUUGAUUCAAUAUUUUCAGAUGGAAACACGACGUUCGUUACGAUUGAAAUUGAUGGACAUUUUCAUAAGCCUCAUACGAUUAUAUCGACGUGUGCCAGCCGAUUUUUAUCUGACGACAGUGUUGCCCGGUGAAUUGGCUGUUGAAAUGAAAAAUUAUGUACAAGACAAACAACGAUGGAUCAAAGCAUCGACAUUGUUUACAUUGAUAUUUAGUUCUGGUCACAAACCACCGGUGAACAUUUAUGAACAUAUAAAUGAACAAUUUUUUAGUCAUCAAUUUGAUCUCUGUGAAGGUUUCGAUAUCAACGGCCAAACGAUUGAAUGUGAAAUUCCAUCGGAAAAUGUAAUAUCGCCAAUAUUAGCAUUCAAUCUGCACAUUACAGAUAUUGGUGAUAAUGUCAUCUUUAAAGCAUUGGGAAAACGAACAAAUGCCAGUCAUUUUACUGAGAAUCUUAUUUCCUAUCUAAAUUGGGAAGAAGAUAUCAUACUGACCAGUUGUAAUCUGACCAGACAAUCAUUCGAUGAUCAUUUGGAACAACAUCAUCAAUUUUCCAAUUCUACAUUCAAUAAUAAUUAUGAUUCGAAUCAGAAUUCGGUUCUGAAAUUCCUUAUCGAAAUGUUUGCCGAUAAAGUUGUAUCAUCAUUAUUCUAUUAUAAUGAUGUUCGUGUCAUCAUUGACAUAAUUAUCAGUCAAUUGAACAAUUUGCCUGUUGGUGAUCAUCGGAUAAAAUAUUAUCUGGAAUUGACGGCCAACAUAUUGAAGAAUACACAAUAUGCUGAAGAGCCUCAUAAAGCAUUCGAAUUGAAAAAAUGUUUGAUAAGCAUCCAACAUCAUGAAUUCAGCAAUAUAGCCGAUGUUCAAUUGGCCCAAGAUAUUAUUGACCGUAAUCACGAUGCAUUCAACUAUGCUAAUCAAUAACAUUUGUCAUAUUUUUUUUUGUUUGUCAUUUUCAUAUAUAAUAUAAUCGGUCAUGUGUACCCAUA
Molecule: messenger RNA, 2231 nt
Organism: Dermatophagoides farinae (American house dust mite)
Lineage: Eukaryota; Metazoa; Arthropoda; Arachnida; Sarcoptiformes; Pyroglyphidae
Biological process (GO): endocytosis
Molecular function (GO): Arp2/3 complex binding; protein binding
Source: RefSeq, a predicted model, not a curated record